Messenger RNA from Stereum hirsutum FP-91666 SS1, 1678 nucleotides. RefSeq lists its product as uncharacterized. The coding region runs from base 25 to 1638 and encodes 537 amino acids. The transcript is spliced from 5 exons. Lineage: Eukaryota; Fungi; Basidiomycota; Agaricomycetes; Russulales; Stereaceae. The record is from RefSeq and is a predicted model, not a curated record.
CUGCUCACCUUGCGAGAAAUCACGAUGAUGCGUCUCAUGAAUCAGUUGACAGACAAGCCUGGGUGGGAAGAGAAGGUCUUCGACGACGAGAUUUCCGACAAGUGGAAAGCCGAAGCACUUGCCACACCAGGAAUCGAUAUAACGGAGUCCAUGGUGGACUACUGCAUCGAGGAACUCCGCUGGAAGACCGAGCUGUUCGAAGAGCAGGGAUACGUCGUCGCUUUCGACGGGGACGUCGUGAAAUCGGACUCUGCUAUCACGGACGAGCUGAAGGAGGAGCUCAAAGCCGCUGUGGUAUCUCUGGAAGACGUUCCGGAGAAGUACAAGGAUUGGCAUCCUGGCUCUGACGAGAAGGUCUUGGAUCUCGUUCAUCCGUCCCUAUUCCCUCUCGUUUAUGGGAAGACCCGGAUACUACCCGAUAGCAUUUGUGGCAUCGACGAAUGCAUCCGUCGAUGUGGUGAGGGUGUCGUCCUUCCUGUUCCUUCUGCGAAGGAGUGCGAUUUCAUCUCAGAAGACGAACAUGAAGCGGAACGCCUCAGUGCCUACCCUCAUCCUACUCCGUGGAGCCGCAAGUUCCAAUGGCUUCCCUGCCAGGUCAAAUUGACGGAAGGUGUGGCGAAGAUCACGAGCUACAUCAACAAUCUGCAUCCUCAACACCACAAGGAUCUCUACGGCAUCAUCGAAGAGAUCAUCACCAGCACCAUCCCUCUAUGGAACCGAACACUCACAGCUCUUCAUGCCAACGGCGGUCGCGGAGAGAUCAACCCCGCUCGUAUCACUUUCGAUGGUCCCGACUACGGUGGCGAAGACGAGCCAGCCAUGGAAGAUGACGAAGAAGACGACGUUUACACUGCGAGACAAGAGGCCUGGAGACGGGAGAACUUGUGCAAGCCGGAGCCGGAGGAGUUUGAGCCUCCGGAAGGUGACGAGGAUGAGGCUGUUGACCUUGAGAACGACUUCCCAGAGAAGGAUUUGCAGGUGAUCGUGAAGUUGGCCAAUAUCCAGCUUACGCCGGAGAAGCCGACGUAUGACGGUGGAAGCUGGCAUGUUGAAGGACAGCUUAACGAGCACAUCUGCGCGACGGCUAUCUACUAUUACGACUGCGACAACAUUACGGACAGUCACCUUUCAUUCCGUCAACAGUCCGACUCAGAUACCAUCGACAUGGACUACGAACAAGAGGACCAUGCCUGGCUUCCUACUAUUUUCGGUUGCCAGAAUGAUGAACCCAGCGUCCAAGAACUUGGCGGCGUAUUGACGAAGGAAGGCCGUCUCAUCACCUUUCCCAACGUCCUCCAACACCGCGUCCAACCCUUCCGUCUCGCCGACCCCACGAAGCCUGGACACCGCAAGAUUCUAGCGCUCUUCCUCGUCGACCCGCAUAUCCAGAUCAUCUCGACACAGAACGUCCCGUGUCAGAGGCGGGACUGGUGGAGCGAGGAGAUACGGAAGACGAAUAUCUUUGAGAAGCUGCCGGCAGAGGUGGGAAUGGAGAUUGAGAACAUGGUGGAAGAUUGGCCGAUUGGGAUGGAGGAGGCGAAGAAGAUGAGGGAGGAGUUGAUGGAUGAAAGGAAGGUUUUUGUGGACAGUAACAACGACUGGUUUAGUUCGACUACCUUCUCUCUGUGCGAGCAUUGAUAUCAUCUGUCUUGUGUCAACUAUCUUCGAAUCUCUAUGG